AUGACCAUAACCAAAAACGCAGUAGUGGUCGGCGGUUCCCUAGCCGGACUAAUGCAUGGUAUCAUGCUCCGCGACAACGGGUAUAGCGUGACGAUACUCGAACAAGAACCCUCAACACAUCGGCAAGGCCUUGACGCUGGAAUACGCGUGGGCCCUGACUUCAUCCAAUUCAUGAAACAGUACGAUCGGGUAAAGCGGGAAUACGGGAUCAUGGCAACGCAUGCGCAUGUUCUCGACAAGAACGAAACUAUCAAGUUUAAAGUGCCGUGGAACGCGGCUCUGACAUCUUGGGGCUUGGUCUGGAGUAUUCUCCGUGCGAAUUUUGACGGGCAAUCAUCUGAAGCUGUGCCGAAUCCACCACCGUUGCCUAAAGAUGCACCAGAGGCAAGGUAUCGGAGUGGAGCGCGGGUGACAGAUGUCCAAGAAUUGAACGAGGUGAUCCGCAUACAGUUCGAGGAUAUCCUCAAUGGAGAAACGCAGGUUGUUGAAGCCGACAUUGUUAUUGCUGCUGAUGGAUCCAUGUCAUCUGUCCGCAAGAUAGUUUGCCCUAGUAUCAGCUGUGAGUACGCUGGAUAUGUGACAUGGCGAGGCACAGUUCCAGAGUACUACGUGGACAAAGAGGCGCAUGGUAUACUUGGAAAGAAUCUCACAAUACAUCGUAUGCACUGUAGUCAUUUCGUUAUCUACGUUAUCCCCACGGACGAAGGUCAGAUUACACCCGGAAAGCGCCUCAUCAACUGGGUCUGGUACCACGAGCUCCCCGCAGGCUCAGCAGAUCUUAAAGAAACGAUGACCGAUAUCCACGGCAAAGUGCAUCAAGGCACCGUCCCGCGCGAGCUCAUCCGGCCUGAGGUAUGGGCCAAGCAGAAAGCCCUCGGUAUAUCGAAGACGCCCGCUUGCAUCGCGCAGCUCCUCGAGCGCACAAAGUCGCCCUUCGUGACCAAAAUCUACGAGAACACAUCACCCCGGGCGGUCUUCAUGCACGGAAAACUUGUCCUUGUCGGCGAUGCGCUGGUCAAGACUCGGCCACACAGCGCGUUGAGCACGAAUCAAGCGGCAUAUGAUUGUCUGGCACUGGAAAGCGUGCUCAAGGGACGCGCGUCGAUGAAUCAGUGGGAGAGCAAGGUGCUUGGUUAUGGUCAUAGACUAUUCCUGUGGAGUCGUAUAUUGGGGAACUUUCAGCAGGGGUAUAAGUUGGCUCUGCUGUGGAGUAUCUGGAAAUAUGUCGUGGGGUUCGUCGGAUUGAAGCUCGGGCUCCUGCCUUGGAGGUCGAAGAUGGAAUGA
Messenger RNA from Cucurbitaria berberidis CBS 394.84, 1284 nucleotides. RefSeq names its product FAD binding domain-containing protein. NCBI's taxonomy places the organism in Eukaryota, Fungi, Ascomycota, Dothideomycetes, Pleosporales, Cucurbitariaceae. The record is from RefSeq and is a predicted model, not a curated record. The coding region runs from base 1 to 1284 and encodes 427 amino acids. The transcript has 3 exons.